Messenger RNA from Bursaphelenchus xylophilus (pine wood nematode), 1882 nucleotides. The record is from the annotation of a GenBank genome assembly. NCBI's taxonomy places the organism in Eukaryota, Metazoa, Nematoda, Chromadorea, Rhabditida, Aphelenchoididae.
AUGUCAACCAAGGUCUCACAAAAUGUAUCGCACAGUGCAAAGACUCAAGACUCUGGGUCGGGAAAGCGCAGUCGAGAGGGAGAUGAGGGUCCCUUAAAGUUUGAAAAAGGCCAAAUAAUCGGGAAGCAUUGGACGUUUGAGAGCAAGGUCAACGAAGGCGGAUUCGGAGCUAUCUAUGAGGUCAAGCACGUCAAAGUAAGCCAAUUUUCGAGUAUUCGUGCUCAAUUUUGACGAGGGAAAGAGUUGACUCAAAACUGAGACAAGUGUUUCUCUCAUUAUUUCUGGGGUCCACAAUAGCUAAAUAUGAAAUGGUGACACUAUUUAUGACAUAUAAAGUCAGGUAAUGACUCUUUAACCCCAGAAAUCCGGUCGAUUUGCAAUGAAAUUGAGCUUGACGGCCAAGAAGGACAUGGAUAAGUUGAUGAUCAUAGAGGUUAGUGUGUUGCGAAAGUUGUCUGGUCAAUCCAUUUAUUUCCCAAAAUACGAGGACACCGGGCACGUCAAAGGAUACCGAUUUGUGGUCAUGGAACUGCUGGGCCCGUCCUUAUCCGACCUCCAAGAUUCGAUGCCCGGCGAAAAGUUUUCUUUGAGUACAAUCGUCAGAGUUGGAAUUCAGAUGUUGAAUGUAAGUUUUUUCUUACACUUUCUUCGCUCUGAAUGCCACGAAACUAUAAGAAUCUUUAUUUUCGUCUGAGGGGAAAACUUGACUCGCCCGGGUCAAGUCUUCCUCUUGCUCAAAUGUCCCGGAUUUCUGUAUCUGAAAUUGCCUGAUUAUAGGCAAUCGAAGCCAUGCAUGGCAUGUACUUCAUCCAUCGAGAUAUCAAGCCUGGGAAUGUUGCAAUUGGCGUCAAAAACAAAACCCAAGUUUACCUUUUCGACUUUGGCCUGGCUCGUCGCUUUGUGGAGCUGGAUGAGAAAGCCGGGAAAAUUAGAGUUCGACCGCCCAGAACGAAUGCUCCGUUCCGUGGAACCUAUCAUUACUGCAGCGUGCAACAACACGACUACCAAGAUUCGUGUCGGAGAGAUGAUCUCUGGUGGGUUCGCAUAAAAUUUUGGAUGCUUUUCUGCUAAAUUUUAGUUUUUUUUAAAGAAAGUUUUGUGCUGUGGUUUCAGGGCAAUGAUGUACACUCUGAUCGAAUUUCGGACCCGAAUUUUGCCCUGGGAACAUGAAAAAGAGAAGAAAAGUAUCGCGGAAUGCAAGAGAAAAACUCCGUUUCCAGUUCUCUUACAGGUAAAAAUUGGUAUUUCACCGUCCCAAAUUCUUUGUCUUGCCAUUAUUUAGAGUUUACGUAUGAGGGAAACACUUGACCCAUGUUUGAGCCAAGUUUUUCUCUCGAACUAAUUUUCUUCUCAUGACAUAGAAAUGCAUUCCAGGGCUGCCCCGUGUUAUUUGAGCACAUCUUACGCUAUCUUGACCGCCUGAAAUACCAUCAUCGACCAUGUUACGACUUUAUUCGGAAGGCCUUCAAAAAGAUCUUAACCGUUCGACGCAUGGAUCCACAUGACCCGUAUGACUGGGAAAUUAAUCAGAAACCAAAAGCAAGUCUAUCUGAUUAUCUUGGCGCCAUUUUCGAUUUGUCUUUUGAGUCAACUUUCGCUCUUAAAAAUUUGAGUCAAGUGUUGCUCUCGGAUUCCGCGAAUGUAAUUUAAAUUUCAGCCUCGCCGCGAUAAGCACCGUGUCUCCUUGAAGGCAGUAUUUGAUGGAGCUUACACGACAACGAACGCUACCAAAAUGUCGAUCGGCUCCGAAAGCAGUAGUGAAGCCAGCCUGGCGGAGACCAAAGACGAAGAAAUCGAGGGAGAUCUGAUCCCGUCGCAUAAAAAGGAGGACGAAGAUCCUUCCAAGGAAUACACUGAACCGGAUCCGCGUCAUAAAAAGUAG